AUGGCUUGGGCUGGGGUGUGGUUGUUUGUGUGUGUCAGUGUGAGUGUAUCUGUCCAUCUGACCCUUGGGGUGCCCCCCCAGCACCGCGGCUGGCUGCGUCUAUGGGAGGAGGGCGAGGGCUGUGGGGAGUGUGAGAGGGAGCGCUGCCCUCAGGCGCCCUCUAACUGUCCAGCAGGGCGAGUGCAGGACAGCUGCGGCUGCUGUGAGCAGUGUGGCAACGUGGAGGGGCAGCAGUGUGACCCGGAUGGGGCGCAGGAGUUCUACGGGAGCUGUGGAAAGGGGUUAGUCUGCCAGAGGAGAACCAGGAGAGGACGGAGGGGCCGUGGGAGGGGAGAACCAGAACCUAAGUGUGUGUGUGAGGCACAGGGUUCUGUGUGUGGCUCUGAUGGACGUACCUAUCCCAACCUGUGUCAGCUGAGAGAGGCAGCCAGCCGGAAAGGAACCACUCUGAGGCUCACUGGACAGGGACCAUGCUACUGUGGUGACUAUACUCAAUUCUUAUUAUAGCAUCAGUCAGGUAAAAGCUAUUGAUCUAAGAAUAGAGUAGAGAGAGUGUUGCUGUAACAUGGUUUUAAGGUCUUAAAAGAGCUAUUUCUUGAAAGAACUAUAGAUCAUAUUUCUAGAUUCACUACAUUAUUACAUUUUUAAAAAGUCAUGUGGAUAUGUUCUGUGAAAAGAGCCAUAAUGUAAACUCUCAUCUCUAUAUGGCGUUCAUCUCUGGCUCAGCCCCUCGUAUCUCCAGAGCCCCCAGAGACCUGUCCAACUACACUGGGAACGAUAUUGUGUUUGGCUGUGAGGUCUCUGCCUUCCCUCUGCCCAACCUCAGCUGGAGGAAGAAGGGCAGUGACAACUUCCUGCCAGGGGACGAUCCACACAUCUCUGUCCAGGUCUGAUGAUGUCUCCAGUGUACAACUUUACUAUUUAUUUAUUUAUAAGUUUACUGAAGUUUACAUUCCCUUAUUGAAGUUGGACUUGCAUGUGACAUCUGGUGUAUUAUGUGACCUGUGUCUGGUCCUAUAUACACAGACUCCACCCUCCCUCUCCUCCUCCCAGGCUCGAGGUGGUCCGCAGAGGUACACAGUCUCUACCUGGCUGCAGAUACAGAAUCUUCACCUCUCAGAUGCAGGGAUUUACUCCUGCAUCUCCCACAAUGCACUGGGGGAGACGUCUGCGUCCGCCCGUCUCACGGUGCUCAGACAGGGUGAGACAGGGGAGCAAAUAGUUUCCAUAAAGCAUUCAAUCUGUAAGAACAAUAUUUUGCCCAGUCAAACACUGCAUAUGAUUUGAAAUUCAUGUUUUCACCAUGGAAUUUUUCAUUUUUCGAUCUGUCUCUACAUCAGAGCUGAGAGUUCUGAAAGGCCAUUUGAAUGAAGAAGAGGAUGAAGAGGAGUAUUACUAUGACGACACUGAGGAAGGCAGCGAUGAUGGGCAGCCAGAGUCUGGAGACUACUUGGGAUGAACUGUGGGUCUAUAUAACAACAACAGUGUUUAACUUACAGAAAAUGAACAAACUGACCAAAGGAGAGGUAUUAGGAGGAGCAAGAGCAUGUAGUCUGAGCAUGACGUUUAUUAACAAAAUAUCAUCAUACUUAGUAGAAUACCACAUAUCAAUAGACUAGUUUUUAUAUUAGUGUAUCAUACUAUGGCACACAUUAUCAUAGCAUGAAAAGAAUAAAGCACUGUUGUUAUCUUUUUGGAUGUUUGUAUGUCAUUAUUUGCAACGUC
Coregonus sp. 'balchen' is the source of this 1725-nucleotide messenger RNA. The record is from the annotation of a GenBank genome assembly. NCBI's taxonomy places the organism in Eukaryota, Metazoa, Chordata, Actinopteri, Salmoniformes, Salmonidae.